Molecule: messenger RNA, 687 nt
Organism: Antrostomus carolinensis (chuck-will's-widow)
Lineage: Eukaryota; Metazoa; Chordata; Aves; Caprimulgiformes; Caprimulgidae
Product: alpha-N-acetylgalactosaminidase
Exons: 4
Biological process (GO): glycoside catabolic process; oligosaccharide metabolic process
Cellular component (GO): cytoplasm
Molecular function (GO): alpha-galactosidase activity
Source: RefSeq, a predicted model, not a curated record
GUGAACUACACCAUCCUGGCAGACGUCUGCAACCUGUGGCGUAACUACGUUGAUAUCCAGGACUCCUGGGACAGUGUGCUUUCCAUCCUGGACUGGUUCUCUGAAAACCAGGACAUCCUGCAGCCAGCAGCUGGCCCCGGCCACUGGAAUGACCCGGACAUGCUCAUAAUUGGAAACUUUGGCCUUAGCUACGAGCAGUCCCGCUCCCAAAUGGCCUUGUGGACGGUGAUGGCAGCUCCACUCCUCAUGUCCACGGAUCUCCGUGCUAUCUCCCCGAGUGCCAAAGAGAUCCUGCAGAACCCCCUGAUGAUCCAGAUCAACCAGGACCCCCUGGGAAUCCAGGGGCGCAGGAUUGUCAAGGAGAAAUACCACAUUGAGGUGUUCCUGCGCCCACUGUCCCAGGCCGCCAGCGCCCUCGUCUUCUUCAGCCGGAGGACGGAUAUGCCUUUCCACUACACCACCAGCCUGGCCAAGCUCCACUUCCCCGAGGAUGCCAUCUAUGAGGUCCAAGAUGUGUACAGUGGGAAGAUCAUCAGUGGCUUGAAGACAAGCGACAGCUUCUCAGUCGUUAUUAACCCCUCGGGGGUGGUGAUGUGGUAUCUCUACCCUACGGCGCUCCGGGCACAGCCCCUGCAGGUUGUCAGACAGCAAGCCGCCAGCGAGGGUUUCCGCCCAGUCCUCCUGUGA